AUGAAAAGGAAUCUUCUCAUCCUCUCAGUGGUAUCAGUUGCCGCUGCAACCGAGACCUUGAUCUUCAAUGAUGACUUUAACAAACUCGACUUGAAGACCUGGCAACACGAGCUUACUCUUUCCGGUGGCGGUAACUGGGAAUUCGAGUGGUACGUCAAUAAUAGAUCCAACAGCUUCACCAAGGAUGGAGUUCUUUAUCUUAAACCAACCAUGACCGAAGAUUACAUUGGAACUCAACAGCUCUAAACUGGAGAUCUUAACAUUUGGGGUUCAUCACCUGCUGAUGCAUGCACAGCUAACGCAUUCUACGGAUGCGAGAGAAAUGCUGCUGCUUCAGGCAAUGUUAACAACCCAAUUAGAUCAGCUAGACUUAGAACUGUGAACAGUUUCUCAUUCCAAUAUGGAAGAGUCGAGAUAAAGGCUUAACUUCCAAAGGGUGACUGGUUAUGGCCAGCAAUCUGGAUGCUCCCCAAAAACAACGAGUUCGGUAACUGGCCCGCUUCUGGAGAAAUCGAUAUCAUGGAAUCCAGAGGUAACGAUCCCAACUAUCAAAGCGGUGGACACGACACUUUCGCCUCAACCCUCCAUUGGGGACCAAACUGGGACCAAAACAGAUACCCACUUACCCACAAAGACUACAAACAUUCUACUACUCUUACCUCAGAUUUCCACACCUAUGGUCUUUACUGGGACGAGAAUGGACUCUAUACCUAUUUUGAUGAUCCAAGCCAUAAAGUCCUCGAAGUUGAUUUCAAGACUCAAAGUUUCUGGCAAAGAGGAACCUUCCCAUCAACUUUUGACAACCCAUGGGUUGGUGAGCCAAACGCUGCACCAUUCAACAGAGAAUUCUACCUCGUCCUCAAUCUUGCCGUUGGUGGUACCAGUGGGUACUUCCCAGAGGGUAUGGGAGGCAAACCAUGGUCAGAUCAAUCUCAAAGAUCAGUCAACGAGUUCUGGAACGCUAGAGGAGCCUGGUAACAAACCUGGAAAGGAGAUGAUUCCGCUCUCAAGAUUGACUCAAUAAAGGUCUGGAAAUUCGACUCUGCCAAGAAUGAAGAAGAAGUCACCUUCCUCUGA
This is a messenger RNA of Stylonychia lemnae, 1077 nucleotides long. The record is from the annotation of a GenBank genome assembly. Lineage: Eukaryota; Ciliophora; Spirotrichea; Sporadotrichida; Oxytrichidae.